Daktulosphaira vitifoliae (grape phylloxera) is the source of this 1526-nucleotide messenger RNA. Its product is annotated as astakine-like. Lineage: Eukaryota; Metazoa; Arthropoda; Insecta; Hemiptera; Phylloxeridae. The transcript is spliced from 3 exons. The record is from RefSeq and is a predicted model, not a curated record. Bases 902 to 1300 code for a protein of 132 amino acids.
GAUUUCACAUACUGUAAUACUAUUGUGUAACAGUUACCAAAAAAAGCUAAUAAAUAUUAACGUACUGUUCGAAAUGUUCAAAAAAACUUUGUUACAUGGAAGUUCUACCGUUUGUUGAUGACCGAUAAGACGUUGACUCGUUUCUGUGUGGUUUUUAAGUACGAGGACGAGGUCAAUAAUCGGGAAAUAUAAAAUAUGAAUGCAAGUGACAGAUCUGAAAUAGUCUACAGUGUGGUGGAAGAGCUGCAUAGUGCUGUGUUCGCAUCCUUUCCAAACGCCUCCUCCAAAGGUGGUCCCACGACUCGGCCACAGCCGUGACUGUUGGUAUAUAUUAUAGUCUUGUUUGGUGUUAUUACUUAUCAUGCAUAAUAUUAUGCGGUUGUACCGUUCGGCAGACAACUGCCCCAAGACCAAGUAAGUAAACGCCCACGACGGUCUGACAUUUCAGUUUUGUGUUAAAGAUAAACUAUGUAAUACUAUACUGGUGUUCCGCGUGCCCUGACGUCACUUGAAAAUUACUGCGAUUAGAAACGUGGGCACCAUAAAACUUACAAAUACCGUACGGGACACUCGCGAUUCGCGUACCCGUGACCUCAGCCAGUCCCCUCCCCGAGGGUGUCAGAGGAGGACUUAAUGCUUGCGACCAGUACAUCAUCAUUUAUAUCUAUAUAACUUCAGGUGAGACGCGCGUGCCCGAUCAAUUGUCACGGAACCGUUGUGCCAACCGGUUUUGCACUCAUGAAUUUUCCUAUUAAUUAAUCAGUUUGAUUUUUAAGAUUUUUAUUUCCAAUAACACUCGGUGCCGUUUUUAACGUGAGUCACAAGUUAAGGCCUCAAGUCGAUCACCUUUCAACCCGGUGGAUAACACUUGGUAGAAAUACAAACCAAUUUGGAAUUCAAAAUGGAAAGUACAUCCAAAAUGCUAUUGGUUGUAAUUGCUACAUUUGUGGCUGCUGUUUCGACUUAUCCUAGCAAACCAUCUUUUCUUGGUUGCGUUGGUCCAGAUGACUGCGGAGUUGAUGAAUGCUGCGUAAUAGGUAUGAAUAGAUACAGCGUUCCAACGUGUAAACCAUUGGCUAGUGUAGGAGACACAUGCCGCCAGUCAGAAGAACCACAUAACAUUACUGUUUCGUAUCCAGAUGGGUCUUCUGCCGAUAUUAGUGCCCACUUCGUUAUAUGUCCAUGCGCUGUAGGUUUGGAGUGUUCUGACCUUACCAGUACUUGUUUGGGACUGGAAGGCGCCGGCAAAUUGUUGCUAAGAGAAGAUUAUACUGACAUAGACGAUAUUAAUAGGCUAUAAAAUUAUAUACAUAUUGCAGAGAUCUACAGUUAAUUAUCAGCUAUUAAGUAUCUAUUUAAAUCAAUGUAUACGUAAAAAUAUGUGUAUUGAUAUAAUGUUCAAUUAUACAUUAUUUAUCGUGUAUAGUAUUACUUAUUAAUUAGCAUCGUAAAAUUAUGUACAUAUAUAAUUAUAUUUUAUUUAUUAAGCUGUUAAAUAGAUAUAAAAUUCAAUUAUUGAUUUAAUA